Molossus molossus (Pallas's mastiff bat) is the source of this 685-nucleotide messenger RNA. It is a transcript of the gene ANKRD37, whose product is annotated as ankyrin repeat domain 37. The coding region runs from base 55 to 552 and encodes 165 amino acids. The transcript has 5 exons. The record is from RefSeq and is a predicted model, not a curated record. Lineage: Eukaryota; Metazoa; Chordata; Mammalia; Chiroptera; Molossidae. Gene Ontology annotation, molecular function: protein binding.
GUGCCCCACCGCUCUGCACGCUCAAGGACUCCCGUCCUCUGCUUUAGGCGGAAAAUGCUGUUGCUUGAUUGCAACCCAGAGCAGGAUAGUCUGAAGCAUCUGCUGGAGGCCGGGACCUCGGUCAACGCACCCCCGGAUCCCUGUGAGCAGUCGCCUGUCCACUUGGCCGCAGGUGGCGGCCGUGCUUGCUUUCUUCUCUGGCAGCUGCAGACCGGCGCGGACCUCAACCAACAGGAUGUUUUUGGAGAAGCUCCACUCCACAAAGCAGCUAAAGUGGGAAGCCUGGAAUGCCUUAGCCUGCUUGUAGCCAGUGAUGCCAAAAUUGAUUUAUGUAAUAAGAAUGGGCAGACAGCUGAAGAUCUUGCUUGGUCAUGUGGAUUUCCGGAAUGUGCCAAGUUUCUUACAGCAAUUAAAUGUAUGCAGACAACACAAUCAAGUGAACAAUCCAGUAGGGAGCAUUGUGUUCCAGUGCUCAGACAGAAACGAAGCUUUGGAAGUGCAGAAAACACAAGCGGGAAAAGGAAAUGUCUUAUUGGUUAUGAAGAAGUGUGAAGAGGCCCCACUUGGUGCAAACCUACUGCUCAGCUACAAGCCACAGCUUUCGGCUGGUCAGAUGUGUCUAAACGCCUUCUAAGAAGGAGAACUUUCUUCUAAGGGAAGAUAACAUGAAUACAUGUAUUUACAU